Messenger RNA from Lolium perenne, 1949 nucleotides. RefSeq names its product probable protein phosphatase 2C 64. Gene Ontology annotation, molecular function: protein serine/threonine phosphatase activity. NCBI's taxonomy places the organism in Eukaryota, Viridiplantae, Streptophyta, Magnoliopsida, Poales, Poaceae. The record is from RefSeq and is a predicted model, not a curated record. Gene Ontology annotation, biological process: protein dephosphorylation.
GCGUGCGUGCGUGUGAGUGUGCGUCUGUGUCUGUCACUGCCGCCGCGGAAUAAAUAAGCCACCUCCGCCCCGUCCCGACCUUCUCUUCUCUCCUCUCGCCUAGCUCAGCUCGUCCAUGGGAUUAGGACCGCCUUGACUUUUCGCGUCCUUGUCCAUGUUGAGUGCCGCAUCUGCAACCCCCUGAGAGAGAAGAAUCCCUCUUGUACCCGGCGCCGGCAAUCUUUCGUCCUUGCUUGCCGUCUCUUCUUGCAUCUUGCUGCCUGGCAUUGGUGGGCGAUGGGGAACUGCGCGGCCAGCGGGGAGACCACGGUGACGGCGGCCGGCGGGGACGACGACGGCAAGAAACGUCGGAGGAGGUGGAAGGCGCCGCGGGAGGACCAGCUGGGGAUGGUCCCCGGCCGGAUCUUCUCCAACGACGGCCGCAGCCGCACCGCCUCCGUCUUCACGCAGCAGGGCCGCAAGGGGAUCAACCAGGACGCCAUGCUCAUCUGGGAUGGGUUCGGCGGGGAGGACGACGGCGUGCUGUGCGGGGUGUUCGACGGGCACGGGCCGCACGGCCACCUGGUGGCGCGCAGGGCAAGGGACUCGCUGCCGCUCAGGCUCAUGUCCGCCGCGCGCGCCUCCUCCAAGAACGGGCUCGACAUGCCCGCCGCGGCCUGGAGGAAGGCCUUCGUGCGCGCCUACAAGGCCAUGGACAAGGACCUCCGCUCCCACCCCUCCCUCGACAGCUUCUGCAGCGGCAGCACCGCCGUCACCGUCCUCAAGCUCGGCUCGGAUCUUUACAUGGCCAACAUUGGGGAUUCGCGCGCCGUCCUCGGCUCCAGAGACGCCGUCGCCGGCGGUAUGGUGGCCGUGCAGCUCACCGUUGACCUCAAGCCCGAUGUGCCCAGUACGCCACUACCCACAGUUAAUUUAAUUUCCUUGUGCGUGUCAUUUGGUGCUAACUGUGUUAUCUCAGGCGAGGCGGAGCGGAUCAAGAAGUGCAGGGGCAGAGUGUUCGCGCUGCAGGACGAGCCGGAGGUGCCCAGGGUCUGGCUGCCGUUCGACGACGCGCCGGGCCUAGCCAUGGCUCGGGCAUUCGGGGACUUCUGCCUCAAGGAUUACGGCGUCAUCUCCGUGCCGGACUUCUUCCACUGGUCUCUCACGGACAAGGACCAGUUCGUCAUCCUUGCGUCCGAUGGGGUCUGGGAUGUCCUGAGCAACCAAGAGGCUGUUGACAUAGUGUCCUCCUCCCCGAGCCGUUCAAAGGCGGCAAGGGCUCUUGUCGAGGCAGCUAAUCGUGAAUGGAAAACAAAGUAUCCAACAUCCAGGACUGAUGACUGUGCAGUCGUUUGCUUAUAUUUGGAUGGCAAGAUGGACCAUGAGCGUGAUUCAACCGCCUCUAUGGAUAACAUCAGCAUUGAGGAUGGUUCGGUCGCAGAUCCUAACGAAGCACAGGAACAACAGGAGCCCACCUUGACUCGUAAUUUCACAGUAAGGACAGUUCCGGGGAGUGCUCAAGAGAAAGCUUUGUCCGGUGUAGACGCUAAGAUUUCUGGUGCAGCUGACGAUCAUAAUUGGUCAGGCCUCGACGGAGUUACACGGGUGAACUCGCUCGUCCAGCUUCCCAGGUUCUCUGAGGAGAAAGCAAUCGGCUGAGGAGCUGCCAGCACAAUUCUAGCACUCUUACCCCCCUUAUUUUCCUGGUUGUUUGUUGUUCUGGGUUUAGCUUAGUAGUCAGUUGUUUCAGAGAAAAUUGUAGAAAUGAAACAAGCUUCUGAUUUGAUGUGGCGCUGUACUUCUUAGCAAGCCUCCCGGAGCUGCGUUUAGAAUUUGGGUUGCGCCUUUGAACCCAGCAAAAACUGUACAUCUUGAGUGAGAAAAGUCCACAUCUUCAGGUGUUGCUCAAUCAUUUAUGAAGAUUGGUGGCGCUCCUGGAAGAUUAAAUCAAAGCAACGCAUUUGUCUGAA